CGCGCCGCUGCGGCUGCGGCUGCGGGCGGGCGGGCGGCGACGGCUGCACCAUGGGCUGGCUGCUGCGGGCCGCCCGGCUGCGGCUGGUGCAUCGGCCCCUGCUGCUCUUGCUGGCCGCGGGAACACUCCUGGGCCUGUGCGUAGUUGGAGCAGAGGAGCCUACCCCUGAGGGCCUCACCUCUACCUCCCUGUUGCCCACCGGCCUGGAGCCACUGGAAUCAGAGGAGCCCAGUGAGGCCCGGGGCCUGAGUGCUGGCCUGGGCGCCCCCGGCUCAGGCUUCCCCAGCGAGGAGAGCGAAGAGUCCCGCAUCCUGCAGCCCCCGCAGUACUUCUGGGAGGAGGAGGAGGAGCUGAAUGACUCCAGCCUGGACCUGGGACCCACUGCAGACUACGGUUUUCUGGACUUCACAGAGAAAGCGGGUCCUGUAGAAGGUACCAGCCAGGGGCAAGAGGUGCCGAACAUCCCCUCUCCCCUGCCCAAGAUGAACCUGGUAGAGCCUCCCUGGCAUAUGGGUCCUGAGGAGGAGGAGGAAGAGGAGCGGGAGAAGGAAGAAGCAGAGGAAGUAGAGGAGGAGGAGGAGGAAGAGGAGCGGGAGAAGGAAGAAGCAGAGGAAGAAGUAGAGGAGGAGGAGGAAGAGGAGGAGGAAGAGCUGCUGUCUGUAAAGGGAUUCCAUGAAGACACCCAAACUCAGGUCCACACCUUCUCCCCCAGCAGCAGCAGCCACACACCAGCGACCCCCAAACAGAGGCCUGAAGAUCUGGGGGACCAGGCUUCCUCGGGGGUGGAGGUGGGCAGCAGCAUGGAGCCCAGCCUGCAGCUACCCUCAGCCACCCCGAGCUCGGGGCUUCUGGGAGCUCCGGACUUCAGCAGCCAGGAGACAGUAAACACGCUGCUCCCAGCCAUAGGGCCUGGAGUGGAGCUGGAGGCCACUGUGGGUUCAGUCUCGCCAACCAGCGAGCAGGGGGAGAGCCCGUCCCUGGCUUCCUCCCCUAACACAGAGGCUCCGAGUGGAGCCCCCAGCCCAGACCCCCUACAUCACGGAGCCCCAGCCUCCCUCCCACCACCGACGUCCCAAGACCUGGAACCCACUGUCUCCACUGUUCCCCUGGGGCAGGACCACCUCAGCCCCUCGGCCCCCGAUGUAGAGGCACAAUCCAGCAUUCCCUGGGAUUCGACUCAGGUAAUCUGCAAAGACUGGAGCAACCUGGCAGGGAAGAACUACGUCAUCCUCAACAUGACGGAGAACCUAGACUGUGAGGUCUUCCGGCAGCUCCGUGGCCUGCAGCUACUGGCACUGGUUGAGGAGGUGCUGCCCCGCCAUGGCAGCGGCCACCAUGGGGACUGGCACAUUUCCCUGAGCAAGCCCAGCGAAAAAGAACAGCACUUACUCAUGGCCUUGGUGGGCAAACAGGGGGUGGUGCCCACCCAGGAUGUCCUGUCCAUGCUGGCUGACAUCCGCAGGAACUUGGUGGAGAUCGGCAUCCAGAACUACUCCAUGACAAGCAGCUGCCAGGCCCGGACCAGCCAGGUGCGCAGUGACUACGGGACACUCUUUGUGGUGCUGGUGGUCAUCGGUGCCAUCUGUGUCAUCAUCAUCGUGCUUGGCCUGCUGUACAACUGCUGGCAGCGCAGGUUGCCCAAGCUCAAACACGUGUCGCACGGCGAGGAGCUGCGCUUCGUGGAGAACGGCUGCCACGACAACCCCACCCUGGACGUGGCCAGCGACAGUCAGUCGGAGCUGCAGGAGAAGCAGCCCAGCCUGAACGGCGGCAGCGCCGUCAACGGCCCAGGGGGCUGGAGCGCGCUCAUGGGGGGCAAGCGGGACCCCGAGGACUCGGACGUGUUCGAGGAGGACACGCACCUGUGAAGCCGAACCAGGAGCCGAACCUGCCUCCUGCCCA
This is a messenger RNA of Suncus etruscus (white-toothed pygmy shrew), 1902 nucleotides long. It is a transcript of the gene PODXL2, whose product is annotated as podocalyxin like 2. The coding region runs from base 51 to 1868 and encodes 605 amino acids. NCBI's taxonomy places the organism in Eukaryota, Metazoa, Chordata, Mammalia, Eulipotyphla, Soricidae. The record is from RefSeq and is a predicted model, not a curated record. The transcript is spliced from 9 exons.